AUGGCCUCGCAAAGCAAGGUCGGGACGUGUGUCAACUGUCGUCAGAUGAAGGUACGCAUCCUACCGUAUAUUGCUCUCGAAGAACGUGCAGAGGAUAUAGAGAAGGAGCUGAGGGAAAUCAAGUCAAAUGCCACUCACGCUUCGCCUACACCAACGGCAAACUUGAGAACUUAUCAACAGGGGUCUGGCCACUCCCCAGCAGAGCCCUUGCCCAUUAUCAGCACACCGCAAUCCUUUGCAAAUAACAUUUACGCCGUGCCUGAAUACGGCUCCUGUUUUAUAGAUUCAGCAUUUGAGACGCGGAGAAUAGGAGAACUGGAAUUAUCACCAGUCGCGAUUGCAGAUAUUCUUAAUUGCUAUUUCACAUCAUACCAUCAUCUCUUCCCCAUACUAUCAGAGCCUUCCAUAUUUUAUCUCAACUACCCACGUUGCAGCCAGCUGCUUUUCUGGGUCUUGAUUGCCAUUGCAUCUAAAAGCAUCCCUAAAUACAGCCAGCUUCACCUGCAGCUCGAACCCCAUGUUAGAACCCUUGCCACCAGCACUGAGGAAGUAGUAGACCAUCCCCUCGGAACUGUUCAGGCGCUUCUGCUGCUCUGUUGGUGGCCUUUUCCAUUCAAGGCUCUCCGCGAAGACCCUUCUUGGAUGUACGCAGGCUCAGCUACCCAUAUCGCGUUAAGGUCCGGACUGCACCGCCCAUGUCACUUCUCCGACUUUGUGUAUGGCGAUCGACUUGAUGCGAUGGGAGUUCUAGCCUUCACUAAAGCCUGGAUCGGCUGCUUUAUUGUUAACCAAAUAAUUUCGAGCGAGCUGGGACUUCCGUGUACCGUACCUCUUGACUCGACCAUACUAUCGGUAGUUCGCGGCACGUCAGAAGUUGCCUUACCCACCGUUCUCGUACAACAAUUGAAAAUAGCAUAUCAGAGCUACAACAUCUGUAACAUUCUCGGGAACAAUGAUCUAUCGUCCUCAGGGCUGCUAGCUGGGAGCACUGAUAUGAUGAGAAUAUUUGAGAGAGGAAUCCAGGAAGUUGAAACGCAAAUAGGAGAUAAGAUGUCAACAUACACGGAAAUGGCCCUACUCAAAGUGAAGCUGCAACUAUAUUCCUUCGCCUUCACGGCAGAUACCCAAAACAUUCGUAUCGACAGUCGAGCAUCCAAAUUUCUCUCUAAAGCAGGCCGCGACGCGACGCAAGUCAUUGCGACGGCUGCCCAGCAUGCCCCUUCUCACAGGCCCCUUCAGCCAUGGCCGGCGACGGCAAGAUCGUCCAUUGUGUACGCGGUGCACGUUCUCCUACGUCUCUUGGCGUUUCCGGAGCACCUUGAUCAGGACACGGCCAAGAACUACAUAGGGCAGGCAUGGGUGCUGCUACACUCACGCUCCGAGUUGGAAAAUGACAGCUGGGCGCGACUUUGCGACAUCAUAACCUAUCUGAGUAGUGCAGACUCAACAAAGGAUCCGCCAAUGGUCGCACCUGUGCAGGCGCGUAUGUCAGCCAACAUUGUCGUGCAGUCUAUCUGGCAGGCUCGAGGCCGGUUCAGUGAGGAUGUGCUGAGACAAAGACCUAGAGAUUACACAGCUGCUGAGGCCAGAAGAGAUCUCACACAGUUUGGGCUAGAUCUCUUGUCAGGAACUCUCUUCUUGGACAGCACGCCGUUUGAUGACAUUUCAAACUCAAUUUUGAACCUGGAUAAAGGGUGA
Molecule: messenger RNA, 1698 nt
Organism: Pestalotiopsis fici W106-1
Lineage: Eukaryota; Fungi; Ascomycota; Sordariomycetes; Amphisphaeriales; Sporocadaceae
Exons: 4
Coding region: 1-1698 (565 amino acids)
Biological process (GO): DNA-templated transcription; regulation of DNA-templated transcription
Cellular component (GO): nucleus
Molecular function (GO): transcription cis-regulatory region binding; zinc ion binding; DNA-binding transcription factor activity, RNA polymerase II-specific
Source: RefSeq, a predicted model, not a curated record